Molecule: messenger RNA, 1156 nt
Organism: Jaculus jaculus (lesser Egyptian jerboa)
Lineage: Eukaryota; Metazoa; Chordata; Mammalia; Rodentia; Dipodidae
Product: transmembrane protein 248-like
Exons: 1
Coding region: 25-969 (314 amino acids)
Source: RefSeq, a predicted model, not a curated record
GGCCGGGUGCAGCUGACGAGAAUAAUGAUCGUCAUCAACCCUCUGGAGAACCUGAAGCUGUACAUCAGCAGCCGGCCUCCGCUGGUGGUCUUCAUGAUCAGUGUCAGUGCUAUGGCCAUAGCCUUCCUGACCCUGGGCUACUUCUUCAAAAUCAAGGAGAUCAAGUCACCAGAAAUGGCAGAGGAUUGGAAUACAUUUCUGCUACGGUUUAAUGAUUUGGACUUUUGUGUAUCGGAAAACGAAACACUGAAGCACCUCUCCAAUGACACCACCACCCCAGAAAGCACCAUGACCAGCGGGCAGGUCCGAGUAUCCACCCAGGUCCCCCAGACCCUGGAGGAAUCAGGCCCUGUUAACAUCUCAGUGGCAAUUACCCUGACUCUUGACCCUCUCAAGCCCUUUGGAGGGUACUCUUGCAAUGUCACUCACCUGUACUCUACCAUCCUAGGACAUCAGAUUGGACUGUCAGGCAGACAAGCUCACGAGGAGAUAAAUAUCACCUUCACCCUGCCUGCUGCAUGGAGUUCUGAUGACUGUGCUCUCCAUGGUCACUGUGAGCAGGUGGUGUUCACAGCCUGCAUGACCCUCACAGCCACUCCUGGCGUCUUCCCUGUCACUGUACAGCCACCACACUGUGUUCCUGACCCAUACAGCAAUGCCACACUCUGGUAUAAGAUCUUCACAACUGCCAGAGAUGCUAACACAAAGUAUGCUCAAGACUACAAUCCUUUCUGGUGUUACAAGGGGGCCAUCGGAAAAGUGUACCAUGCACUAAAUCCCAAGCUCACCAUUAUUGUUCCAGAUGAUGACCGUUCAUUAAUAAAUUUGCAUCUCAUGCACACCAGUUACUUCCUCUUCGUGAUGGUGAUAACGAUGUUUUGCUAUGCUGUUAUCAAAGGCAGGCCCAGCAAAUUACGUCAGAGCAAUCCUGAAUUUUGUCCUGAGAAGGUGGCUUUGGCUGAAGCCUAAUCCCACAGCUCCGUUUUUCUGAGACUGAGAACCAUGAUUGUUGCCUGCUGAACCAGCCAGGGCCUGGUCACUCUGUGAAUACACAAUCUUGCAAUGUUGGGUUAUUCCAGCCAAAGACAUUUCAAGUGCCUGUAACUGAUUUGUACAUAUUUAUAAAAAUUGAUCUGGAAACUGGUCCAUUGAUGCA